Messenger RNA from Daldinia childiae, 1026 nucleotides. RefSeq lists its product as uncharacterized. The record is from RefSeq and is a predicted model, not a curated record. The coding region runs from base 1 to 1026 and encodes 341 amino acids. Lineage: Eukaryota; Fungi; Ascomycota; Sordariomycetes; Xylariales; Hypoxylaceae. The transcript has a single exon.
AUGGAGAACACACCUCCAGCUCACAUGCAAAGCCAGAAUGCGUCAUCGCCCGAUAUAGCAACAGGAGGACGCAAAAGGAGUGGUUCUGGGGGGAGCAUCCUCUCUAAGUUCCCCUUUUUGCGCACAUCGGAUAGCAAAGCCGGUCUCAACGAAUCGCGCCAUGCCGAGAAUUCCCAAGACCCUUCUAGUAAACCACCCCGCGCCCUCGCUGCUACUUUCCAACAACAAAAGACUCGUAGGCGCAGAGGAUCGCUUCGCAAAGUUGCCCUGUUAGGUCGCGGCGCGGCGCGAGAAAAACGGGAGCUCAAGCCUCUUGCCAUCGAUACAUCACAAACCACACAGUCAACCCCCGACCUAAGUACCACUCCCAAGCCGCAAAUCAUGGCGGCAGACGAGAGUCUCGGCUUAGGCAUCUCCGAUCUAACACCGCGACCAUCUAUGGACGGCUAUGCUACAAGAGAUAGCCUUUUGAUGUCUUCACCACAAUCUCCUGAUAACGAGUCGCACCUUACGAGCCCUACCAUAUCCUAUACUUCUACCACAGACGAAGAGGAUAUCCUUUCAAUCCCUAUCCGCGUCCCCUCGCCUCUCCGUCCGGAACUCUCUCCAGUAUCGUCCGGCUCUGACUCCUACUUCCAAAACCGCGCGCCCUCUCUUCAACGGCGCCGUUCGAUCAAACAUGCCAAAUCGCCAUUGUCGCUCCAAGGCCUAACAGCCAGCCCACUUCCCACGGUGCACGAAAACCACGAUUACAGCGAAACGGAAUGGUGGGGAUGGGUCGUGCUGAUCGUGACCUGGUUCGUGUUUGUGAUAGGCAUGGGUUCCUGCUUAAACGUCUGGAGCUGGGCCUGGGAUGUAGGAACAACCCCGUAUGCGCCACCGGAGCUCGAGGAUGACCCAACGUUACCUAUAGUCGGGUAUUACCCGGCGCUGAUUAUAUUGACUUGUAUCAUGGCUUGGGUAUGGGUCGUCGUGGCGUGGAUAGGCAUGAAAUACUUUAGACAUGCCAAAAUAAGUGGCGAUUGA